Messenger RNA from Pseudophryne corroboree (corroboree frog), 4599 nucleotides. RefSeq names its product phospholipase A2 group VI (gene PLA2G6). The record is from RefSeq and is a predicted model, not a curated record. Bases 296 to 2746 code for a protein of 816 amino acids. NCBI's taxonomy places the organism in Eukaryota, Metazoa, Chordata, Amphibia, Anura, Myobatrachidae. The transcript is spliced from 19 exons. Gene Ontology annotation, cellular component: mitochondrion. Gene Ontology annotation, biological process: cardiolipin acyl-chain remodeling; positive regulation of ceramide biosynthetic process. Gene Ontology annotation, molecular function: protein binding.
GGUCAGUCUGCUCUCGCAUUACUAUAAACGUCAAAGCUCUUGUAUUUCGCGAGUACCGCCAUCUUGUCGAUGAUGGACAUCGUUCAUAUAGUGCUUUUCCGGUACAAACAUGGCUGUUGGCAGCUCUCUUCCCAUUCGCUCACACCAGUAAAAUCCCCACUCCACGGAGCUUUUAUUGGUUCGUUUUCAGCAGAUGUUUAAAGUAGGAGAGUUGUGAUUGGUUAAGAGAGUCUAAGCUUACUGGUCUGAGCGGCCAGAUAGCUGCUGGGAGCUGUGACAGCUGGGAGUGAAUUCGAUGGACCUGUUUGGACGGAUCUUCAACACUGUGAGCGCAGUAAGCAGCCUAUUCACAAAUCCCUACAAGGUGCGGGAAGUACCUCUGUUGGAUUAUGUUGGUUGUCCCCGAAUUAGAGAAGAUGGACGGGUUUUGCUUUACAGGAGUAAGACCGCAAGAUCAUGGGAGUGUCUUUUAGUAAACCCUCUUACUCCGCAAAAUGCAUUUCGUCUGUUCCAGCUGAAUUCAGAGACAGAAGCUCUCCAGCAAUUUCAGGAAUAUGCACUCAAACUGCGGCCAUUUUAUGAGAGUGCCAGACAGGGACAUCAUCUAGAAACUGUCCAACAACUCACAGACUGUCUGCGUGGACAUCCAAGCUGGUCUUUGGCACACAUAGCAGUGGAGAUGGGCCUUCGAGAUAGUUUUAGGCACAAUGGAAUUCUAAGGAGUGUGAACAGCACAGAAUGUGAUGGAGGCUGCACCCCACUGCACCUGGCCUGCAAGAAAGGGGACAUUGAGUGCAUACAGGAGCUUGUGGAGGAGUGUCAUGCCAAGCAGGACAUUGCUGACUCUAAUGGAGAGACCGUGUUCCAUUACGCAGCCCGUCAGAACAAUCCCCGUGUUAUCGAGAUCCUGUGUUCUGUGCCAUCCAUUGGUAUUAACCAUCUGAGCAACACCAGGGAGGCUCCAUUGCAUGUGGCCUGCCGCAUGGGCAAGGCUGAGUCAGUGCUUGCCCUGCUGCGCUGCCACGCUCACUGUGAUAGCAUGGGAAAGGAUGGCUACCCCAUUCACACAGCUAUGAAAUACUCCAUGAAAGGAUGUGCAGAAGCAAUAUUGGACUUCAGUGCUAGCCAGGUCCGUGCAGAAGAUCCUCGACACGGGGCAACCCCUCUGCAUUGGGCAAAGACAGCUGAGAUGUCUCUACUGUUGCUUGAGCGUGGUAGCAAUGUGAAUUCUUUCAGUAGAACAUCAGAAACUCCACUACACAUUAUGGUGAAGAGAGACCGGUUUGAUUGCGCUAUGGUGCUGUUGACUCAUGGAGCAGACCCCAACUCCAAGGGAGAGCAUGGAAACACACCCCUACACCUUGCAAUGAAGAAGGAUCACCUGGAACUUAUCAAAGCCCUUAUGGUGUUUGGGGCCAAUGUGGAACAGCCCAAUGACUUUGGGGAGACACCAGGACUCAUGGCAGCCAGGACCAGCAAAGGAUCCAAUCGCAAGGUGCUACUCAGCAUGCUUUGUAACGUAGGAGCAGAGCGCUGUUUUCCCCCUGAUACCCAGCUUCCACCAGCUGCCUCCUUCCCCAGCACUGUGCCUCCCAUGGACAAAACUAGCGGCAUAGGCUUCCAGGACUUGAUCUAUGUUUCCACUGGUCUGAGCAGUAUGCUGGUGUCGCAUGACAGUGUGGACUUCGCAGGAGAUGGCCUAAGAGUACGAGACCGUCUUCUGUGUUUGGAUGGAGGUGGAAUCCGUGGACUGGUCCUUAUUCAGUUGCUUAUUGCCCUAGAACAAACAGCAGGCCGUCCUAUAAGGGAGCUCUUUGAUUGGGUCUCUGGAACCAGCACAGGAGGUAUCUUGGCACUAGCAAUAGUGCAUGGAAAGCCCAUGGAGUACCUCCGCUGUUUGUACUUCCGUAUGAAGAAUGAGGUUUUCCGUGGAUCAAGACCAUAUGAGUCUGGACCUUUAGAAGACUUUCUGAAAAAGGAAUUUGGGGAACAAACAAAGAUGACAGAUGUGAAGUACCCUAAGGUGAUGGUGACUGGAACAAUGUCAGAUAGACACCCAGCUGAACUGCAUCUGUUCCGGAACUAUGAUCCCCCUGAAACAGGCAGAGAGCCAACAUUCAAAAGGCUUGCUUCAUUCCGUCCAGUAACAAGACCAGAAGGUGAACAGUGUGAGGGAGGACAGAGCUUAGAAAUACCCUGGGAAGAGCAAUUGGUGUGGCGUGCUGCACGGUCCAGCGGUGCUGCUCCCACAUACUUUCGCCCCAUGGGCCGUUUCCUGGAUGGUGGGCUGCUUUCCAACAAUCCCACUUUAGAUACAAUGAGCGAGAUACAUGACUACAAUACCUGCAUGAAGCGUCAGGGUAGGGGCGAGCAGGUAAAGAAAUUAAGUGUGGUGGUUUCACUGGGCACUGGGAAGCCUCCACAGAUACAGGUCAGUUCUGUUGAUGUGUUCAGACCAUCUAAUCCAUGGGAGAUGAUGAAGACUGUGGUCGGAGCAAGAGAACUAGGCAAGAUGGUGGUGGACUGUUGCACAGAUUCAGAUGGUCCUGCUGUUAAUAGGGCCCAAGCAUGGUGUGAAAUGAUAGAUGUCCCAUACUUCAGAUUGAGCCCCCAGCUCCAAACAGAUGUCAUGCUGGACGAGGUUAGUGAUGCCGUGUUAGUUAAUAUGCUGUGGGACACACAGAUCUACAUCUACCAGCAGAGGGAGGUACUGCAGAGGCUGGCAAGACUUUUACUGGAGCCCUGAAGACUAUAUGCAACUACAUAAUGCUGCACAUUCACUCACAAAGAACUUGUACCACAACAGCGCUGAGACCUUGGAUGUUAUGACCAAAAGAAAUGGAGGAAAUAUCCGAGUACUUAAAUAGCCCUCAUUCUUCAUAUACAUUACGACUUAUGAUUGACAUUAAAUGCAUUUAUGACUUUUUUUUGGUCACCUGGAUCAAAGGGUUAAAUAUUUUUUCUGUUAUAAAUGUUUUAUGAUAAAUGUAGGAAACUUAUAUAAACAAUUUACAAUUAACACAUCUGAUUGAAAAUGGUGAUUUGAUCUUAAACCUGGACAUAUCAGAUCUUUGUCCAAUGGUUGAAAUAAUAUGAUCUCCAUUGCUGACAAUUGGACUAUGUAUUACAGUACCUUUGUUCACCCACAACUUGUCACUUUUAAAGAGCAUUAAGUGUCCCAUAAUAGACAACUAUAGGUCUCUACCAUCUAUAUACUAUAUUGCACAGUUAAUGAUGACGCAUAGCUGUUUGAGCACAGAAAAUAUUUGCAAAAUGGAGUGAUCAGAGCGUUCUACAUUGACCUUAAUAGCAUCUAUAAUGGGUUCAAAAACAUUUACUUUAUGUGAAUAUACCAGUGCGAAAAAAAAAGUACUGUGCGGGUUUGGUUUUGGAGAUAAGUGAUUGAGACAGAAAGGGGCAAUCCCUUUUGCUACACUAGACUUUAUUUGGGUUUAAACUACUGGCCAGUAUGAGCAAACAGACAAAAUCUGUGGGAUCAUGGGAGGGGUGCAAACAGUCUGUAUGAAACCUGUCAUUCGCUGACAUGACACGGUGCAAAGAUGUCAUCAAAAAGUGUUCAGACGAAAACUUACAAACAGGCUGUCAGGAUAGUCUGGUUAUGCAGCGUUUAUGGUUCCGUUGACCAGGAAAAACUUAGAGGACAUCAGAGUGGGCGGCUCAAGACACAACAUGUUGGGGCAUAUGUAAUAGAGUCCGAGUCUGCCAGAGUUGGGGGGUGCCGGAUGAUCUCGGAUAUUUUAUUUAAAGUGGCAAACAUUUACAAGGCAAAACCAGGUUGGUUGGUUUUGUCUUGUAAAUGAUUUCAGCUUUAAAAAACCCCCAAGAAAACAGAGAUCGACCGGCAUCCCCCACCUCUGACAAACUCGGACCCUAUUACAAUAUGCUCCGUUGUGUCAAACAAUACAUAAUGGAGGAACACUGAUGCUACAAGCAUGGCUAUGGGUUGUUGGGUCGACUCAACUUAGGUCGACUGUCAUUAGGUCGACCACUGAAAGUCGACAUAUACUAGGUCAACAGGUGAAAAGGUCAACAUGAGGGUUUUUUUUUACUUUUUUUGGUGUCGUUUUCUUUGUAAAGUGACGGGGAACCCCAAUUAGUGCACCGUGUUCGCUCGCCAUGCUUUGGGCAAGGUGCCAUGCUCCGCUACCACUUCACUCGGCACAGAUUACCGUUCGAAUUGUAGUCCACGUGGAUCGUCAAGUAUGGCAAAAUCCCCCCCAAUUUUUUUUUUAAAAUGUGAAAAACACGUCGACCUUUUCACAUGUUGACAUAAUGCUCAUGUCGACCUAAUGACAGUCGACCUAAGUUGUGUCGAUCUAACGCCCAUAUCCCACAAGCAUUUCACAUGGGGUAGCUUAAGCGGACAGCCCACUAGUUGCAUAAGUGACAGUAAAACUACAGCUAUUUUUUGGGAUUAAUUUAUGAACAAAUCUUAAAAUGUAAUAUUCAAAUAUUAUUGGAUUGAUUUCUAUUAAUUACUUUAUAUUGCUAUUUAUUUAAGGUUAAACUGUGCAAAGCAAAUAGUGUAUUGCAUGACUACGUCUUGUAGUCAAUGUGUAUAAUAAACAUAUACAUGUA